AUGGUCUGGUUACAUAGUGAGGAAGCAUAUAUGCCCUCUGACAUCGGGGAGCAGCUUGUACACACCACGCCGAUGGUGAAUUGGAAACCUAUCGACAAGGCCCCGUCGGCGACGACUCUUGAUAACCUUGACCAGUUUAAUAACCUUGGCAACACGAGCGUUUAUUUGACUUCAAAGGAAGGAAUCGAUGCUGACCCUCAGCCUUCAUGGUUUGGAGGGGUUAAACCUGACCAAGACGGUCGAACGCAGGACGCAAUCUCUUCAACCAUCAUUCUUCGUGACCACGGGGACGGGACCCUGGACGCUUUUUAUUUCUACUUCUAUGCUUUUAACCAGGGAAACACAGUUUUAGCAAUGGAGUUCGGGGACCAUAUCGGAGACUGGGAGCAUAAUAUGAUACGGUUCUCGGAGGGUGUCCCACAAGCAAUCUGGUACAGCCAGCAUGCCUCGGGGCAGGCGUUUACGUAUGGAGCAACGGAGAAAAUCGGCAAGCGUCCGAUUGCAUAUUCAGGGAACGGUACCCAUGCUAAUUAUGCCAUUUCUGGGAAACAUGAUCACACUAUUCCCGGCUUCAACCUCCCUGAUGGGCUGAUUGUGGACCAUACUGAUUCUGGUACAUUGUGGGACCCGAUCCUGAGUGCCUAUGUUUAUAGCUAUGAUGCUUCUAAGGAAACAUUCCAGGCCUAUGACUCUGGGUACCCAGUCAACUGGUUGAAUUUCAACGGCCAGUGGGGAGACGAUGCGCUGCCGGGAGGGCCGGAACUGUUUGGACAGAAAAAGUACGUUGCGGGGCCGAAUGGACCGAAAUUCAAGAAACUGGUGAGGGACAAAGUGUGCCCGAGUAGCCCAUGUGUCGUUCUUCCUUUCCGAAUCUGGGAGAAUCAGACGUUGGAAGAGCAUUGA
Aspergillus oryzae RIB40 is the source of this 903-nucleotide messenger RNA. RefSeq lists its product as uncharacterized. The record is from RefSeq and is a predicted model, not a curated record. Lineage: Eukaryota; Fungi; Ascomycota; Eurotiomycetes; Eurotiales; Aspergillaceae. The transcript is spliced from 4 exons. The coding region runs from base 1 to 903 and encodes 300 amino acids.